Sitophilus oryzae (rice weevil) is the source of this 1756-nucleotide messenger RNA. RefSeq lists its product as uncharacterized. The record is from RefSeq and is a predicted model, not a curated record. Bases 6 to 722 code for a protein of 238 amino acids. The transcript has 3 exons. NCBI's taxonomy places the organism in Eukaryota, Metazoa, Arthropoda, Insecta, Coleoptera, Curculionidae. Gene Ontology annotation, molecular function: transmembrane monodehydroascorbate reductase activity.
ACAACAUGGAAAACGGUACAAGCGUUUCAACUACAACAUUGGUCGGAAGGAAGACGGCAAAGGAAGAGAUUUCAUUAUUAAGAAGACUACUAUGGCUUGCAAACUAUAUUUAUCAUCAGGCAUUGACACUUUUAAGCGUUUUGUUGAUAUGGAUCUACAUUGAGAAUUAUGAUAGAACAACUUUACGAUUUUGGCAUGUAUUGUUGUCCACUGCAGCUUAUCUUCCACUGAUGGCCAUUGCGAUAAUAGCUUUUGCUGAAGACAACAUCUUGACUCUGUAUUUACCAAGAAAGAAAAUAUACUGGGUCCAUGGCGUUUUGCUUUUCAUCAGCUGUGCUUUUAUUACAGCUGGUAUUUCGGUAGAAACCCAUGCUAAGAGACAGAGAGGCGCUAGUCAUUUUCAGAGUGAUCACGCCAUACUUGGGUUGGUGUCAUGGGUAUUAAUUGUAGUGUCAAUUUUCAUUGGAUUAUUGGCAGCAAAUACCCAACUUUUCUCCAAGUACGUUAAACCAGUAAUAGCCAAAUUUAUCCACAAUUUCCUAGGAAUAGCCGCCUUUUUCAUAGGCAUUGCAAGUUUGUUUGAUAAAAUUGAUGUUGUUCGAUGGUAUGCCUCGGAACCAGUCUAUCAAGCCAGUUACUACUCCAUUUGGAUCAUAUCAGUUUGGAGUAUAUUGGCAGCUUUGAAAUCUCUUUAUGGACAGAUAAGAAAUAUAAUAUUUUGAAGAAGUAAUGAUCUGAUUUAUAUUUCAGUCUUUAAAUUGCAAUUAGUUUAUUAAAUGAUCUAGAUGGCUCGACUUUCGUUUAGCUAAAAUGUGUUAUAUAAAAAAUGACUUUAUAUAUGCGUUCUAGAAGGCGUUAGGAGUACAAAUAUACAAAAAUGUUCCUGCGGAAAUGCGUCAUUUUCAUUUUUCGAACUUUAGUAUAGCCGAAAACUGUUACAUCAAAACUAGUCUUCGGGGUGGUUUUAGACAUUUUCUAAACAUAAACACACAAAAAAGUGUCAAAAUGUCAAAAAAAAAAUUUAUAAAAAUUUCAUUUUUAUUUUACAUAAAAUAAUGCUUUGUCAGUUACAUGAAAAAUGAACUUAUAUUUGUUUUAUACGAGCUUUUAAGCUGAGGUUUUUAUAUGUAUUUUAAUAAUUAACUGUGAUUGUACAAAAAUAUUAGAUUGAUUAGGAUUUGUGCUGCUUUGAUUAGCUUUUCUUUGUGGAGUGUGUUAAGCUGUGGUUUUUAUAUUUUAAUAAUUAACUGUGAUUUUGUAAAAAUAUUAUUAAAUUAAUUAUUAGACUGGUAAAUUAUUUUUUUUGGUUCAAAACUGCUUUAUCCAAGGAUUUUGUUCUUUUAAACUGUUCUAUAAGCAUAGGACUUUCUGGCAAAAAAUUGUUUUUGCUAAAUUCGUUGGUACUUAUACUUUACAAGACCCGAUAAUAUAAUAAGGCGAAUAUAUUGUUUUAUAAACUGUCUACUUUUUAAAAAAUAGUGUGCAUGUUAUAGCGAUUGUAGCGAUAUUAAGCUGAUAAGAAUAGACAUUAUUCAUUGAUCUGUGUUAAAGGUCGGGAAGAGGAUCACUAUUCGUUUUAAAACAUGAAAAGCAAAAUUCCGUAGACUUUUUUGUGAUAAUAACAAGGUCUGAAUACUAGUAAAACAUUUUUUAUAUUACCAAGUAAUUCGACCGAAUUACCUUCUUUGACCACUUUAGUUCCGCUGGGAGUCGAACUCAGAUCGCGGAGGUUUACAGUUGUGCAGCACUAACGCAC